GAAUCUAGAUGCAGCUAGCUCUGGAUACAGUCUCUGCAGUCACUAUUGCAAAGCAUGAAACUAAAUCUACUUAUUGUGUGCAGCUUACUCUUUGCCUUGCAAAAGGUGCAGUGUACAGGCUCUGGUGGCUCCCCUCUACCGAGAGCCAGUGCUAAGCCUGUCAAUGUGGACCCAAAGCUCGACUGUGCCGUCAAGGAGCUGGCUUGGGACUUUGCCAACCAACUUCUAACUGAACAGCCAAACAGUCAAGUACAUUACGCCUACGAUGCACUGCAAUUAGCAACUUGUAACAUUCCACCAGUUCCAAAAAGCUCCAAAAAACCUCUCCUGUCUGAAAAUAAAGCUCUGAAAAGUAGCAAUCCUGACAUUACUGUUUAUGUUGACUCUAACAGUGGAGAUGACAACAACCCUGGAACUUCUGACAAACCAGUGAAAACUGUUUACCAUGCUGUCGACUUGUAUCGAGGUCAAAAGACCAAGCUGACAGACGAAGGAAUGAUUAUACUGGCCCCCGGAGAUUACUACCUAACUGAUACACUUGAUCUAGGACAUGAUGAUAGCCACCUUACCAUUCAAGGAGAUAAAUCGAAGCCAACACUCAUAAGUGGAGGAAAACAAUACACUUUCCAGUGGAACCAAUAUGUAAAAAGAAUGGAACCACAGAUGAACGGAAUAAAUGCUAUCAAUGGGGCAGUUUUAAAUCCAGGUGAUAGUAGUUCAAUGGCAACAUUUUUUGGCAGUAUGAACAGUGCUGAUGACUGCCAAAACGCGUGUGCCCAGGAAAACACUUGCUUUGCCUACACAUGGCAUGGGCCUUCAACAGGAGCCUUUGCAAAGAUGUGCUACUUCAGAGCUGAUGGACUAUGGGUACCCACAACAGACCAAGGUCACAUCAGUGGCAAGAAACUCAACAUAAUGGUGGCAGACCUCAGCAAGCAAGCCCCAACUCCUUUCACCUCGUUAUUUAUAAAUGGACGAAGAGCUGUGCGUGCUCGAUAUCCAGAUGGGAACCCAGAAACUAUGGGUCUCCACACAAAUCCGACUGGCUACGUGUCCAAAGCUGAUUCCUGGAUGCCACCACAAAAUAAAGGCAAACCUGAAGAGAUACAUAUUGAAAGUCCAGAAAGAAAUGGAACACAUUUCCCACAGUUUCAAAUUGGAAUUGGUGGGCCUGUAUCUGUUUUUGACCCCCCAGAGUCUUACUGGGGUACGACGCAUCCCACUGGAGGGGGUGGUUCAACAUACAUCAUCUCAACGGGGCUGGUUUACUCUACUCAGGAAGGAUUCGUUAAUCGCACAUGGACACAUCCAGAAACGGGAGUAAUACAUGCGUUUCACUGUGGACACUGGGGAAACUGGCAGUUUGCAGUGAAAGGAAGGGACAACACCAAGCGAGAGAUUCAGUUUGACUAUGGUGGGUAUCAAGAGGCCAGAGGCUGUAAAAGAGGUGCUGAAUGGUACGUUGAGAACAUUUUUGAAGAGUUGGACGCUCCUGGAGAAUGGUUUUACAAUGAAACGGAAAUGAAACUUUAUCUUUAUCCAAAUGGCACUUUACCUACAAAUGGUAUAGGAACUGUUCUCAAGAGACUAUUCAAUGUAAAAGGAUCAAUGGAUUUACCCGUCUCUGAUAUUGCCUUCGUGAAUAUUACAUUUGCUCACACUCAACCAACGUAUUUUGAUUCGUACGAGGUUCCCAGCGGAGGAGACUGGUCCAUUCACAGAGGAGGGGCUGUGUUUGCAGAAGGUGUCGAGAGUUUAACAAUUCACAGCUGUCGAUUUGACUCACCUGGUGGAAACGCCAUCUUCCUUAGCAACUACAUGAGGAACACUAGCAUUAAAAAUAAUGAAUUUUUUCUCACAGGUGACAGCGCAAUUGCUUCGGUUGGCUCAACACAAUUAAUCGAUGGAACAAAUGGCAACCAACCUCGUGGAAAUGUUAUUGCCAACAAUGUGAUGCGAGAGAUUGGAAUAUUCGGCAAGCAAACUUCAGCAUACAUUCAGGCUCUCACUGCUCAAACUACAUUCUCUAACAAUGUGUUCUUCAAUGGACCUCGAGCUGGUAUCAAUUUUAAUGACGGACUCGGAGGAGGUCACAAUGUAGUUCGUAACCUGGGUUUCAACAUGGUUCGCGAGACUGGCGAUCAUGGACCAUUUAACUCGUGGGACAGACAACCAUAUCUCACAAAGGUGAAGGAUGGAAUGACUCCGUCUCUACAACCAGCCACUACUAAUCUGACGCAAAACUUUCUCAUAAAUAACUAUCACUCCACUUUCCCAAUAGAUCAUGACGAUGGCUCCUGUUACUAUUACGACACGUACAAUUUCCUCAUAUAUGGAGGCUACAAGAACUACCUUGGACACACAAAAGUAGUCAAGUACAACCUGUAUAUAUAUCCUGACGCAGUGCACAGCUUGAUGUUAGAAGGUGUUGAUGGAUUCUUCUCCAAGCCCUUCUGUGCUACUAGCAACGGUGCCUCACUCGAAACUCUCCCGUCCGGCUGGGGUGAGGUGUGGUCUAACAAUUCCUGUAUCAUUGGAAAUCCGAACAUUUAUGAAUUUGGAAGUUGCGAUCCUGACAAGUCACUAAAAGGAAUAGUUCCAUUUACAUCAAACAACCAGUUUUAUGCCCCAAACAAAGACAUUUAUAUCAAAUGCAAAGAUAAGAACUUUUCGCUGAUCGAGUAUCAGAGCAUGGGCUACGACGUUGGAUCCACUGUGAACGAUGUGGUGGACACUGACACUAUUGUAGCCUGGGGCAAGAAGAUCCUAGGCAUGUCUGGCAGCAGCAUGAAGCUACUAGAUCCACUUAUCGUGUUCAGCUUACUCUUUGCCUUGCAAAAGGUGCUGUGUGCAGGCUCUGGUGGCUCCCCUCUACCGAGAGCCAGUGCUAAGCCUGUCAAUGUGGACCCAAAGCUUGACUGUGCCAUCAAGGAGCUAGCUUGGGACUUUGGCAACCAACUUCUGACUGAACAGCCAAACAGUCAAGUACAUUAUGCCUACGAUGCACUGCAAUUAGCAGCUUGUAACAUUCCACCAGUUCCAAAGAGCUCCAAAAAACCUCUCCUGUCUGAAAAUAAAGUUCUAAAAAAUAACAAGGCUGACAUAACUAUUUAUGCUGACUCUAACAAUGGAGAUGACAACAACCCUGGAACUUCUGACAAACCAGUGAAAACUGUUUACCAUGCUGUCGACUUGUAUCGAGGUCAAAAGACCAAGCUGACAGACGAAGGAAUGAUUAUACUGGCCCCCGGAGAUUACUACCUAACUGAUACACUUGAUCUAGGACAUGAUGAUAGCCACCUUACCAUGCAAGGAGAUAAAUCGGAGCCAACACUCAUAAGUGGAGGAAAACAAUACACUUUUCAGUGGGACCAAUUCAUACACAGAAUGGAACCACAGAUGAACGGAAUAAAUGCUAUCAAUGGGGCAGUAUUAAAUCCGGGUGACAGUAGUUACAUGGCAACAUUUGUUAGCAGUAUGAACAGUUCUGACGAGUGCCAGAAAGCGUGUGCCCAGGAAAACACUUGCUUUGCCUACACAUGGCAUGGGCCUUCAACAGGAGCCUUUGCUAACAUGUGCUACUUCAGAGCUGAUGGACUAUGGGUACCUACAACAGAUCAAGGUUGUAUCAGUGGCAAGAAACUCAACAUAAUGGUGGCAGACCUCAGCAAGCAAGCCCCGAUUCCUUUCACCUCGUUAUUCAUAAAUGGACGAAGAGCUGUGCGUGCUCGAUAUCCUGAUGGCAACCCAGAAACCAUGGGUCUCCACACGAACCCGACUGGCUACGUAUCCAAAGCUGAUUCCUGGAUGCCACCACAAAACAAAGGGAAAUCUGAAGAGAUACAUAUUGAGAGUCCAGAAAGAAAUGGAACACAUUUCCCACAGUUUCAGAUCGGGAUUGGUGGGCCCGUGGCUGUUUUUAAUCCCCCACAAUCUUACUGGGGUACAACGCAUCCUACUGGAGGGGGUGGUUCAACAUACAUUAUCUCAACGGGGCUGGUUUAUUCUGCUCAGGAAGGAUUCGUUAAUCGCACAUGGACACAUCCAGAAACAGGAGUAGUUCAUGCGUUUCACUGUAAACAUUGGGGAAACUGGCAGUUUGCAGUGAAAGGAAGAGACAACACCAAGCGAGAGAUUCAGUUUGACUAUGGUGGCUAUCAAGAGGCCAGAGGAUGUUUAACAGGUGCUGAAUGGUAUGUGGAAAACAUUUUCGAAGAGUUAGACGCUCCUGGAGAAUGGUUUUACAAUGAAACGGAAAUGAAACUCUACCUUUAUCCAAACAGCACUUUGCCUACUAGUGGUGUCGGAACUGUACUCAAGAGGCUAGUCAAUGUACAAGGAUCAAUGGACUCGCCCGUUUACAACAUUGCUUUUAUGAACAUUACAUUUGCUCACACUCAACCCACGUAUUUAGAUUUGUACGAGGUUCCCAGCGGAGGAGACUGGUCCAUUCACAGAGAAGGGGCUGUGUUUGCAGAAGGUGUUGAGGGUCUAACAAUUCACAGCUGUCGGUUUGACUCACCUGGUGGAAAUGGCAUUUUUCUUAGCAAUUACAUAAGAAAGACUCUCAUAAAAAAUAAUGAAUUCUUUUUCACGGGUGACAGCGCAAUUGCUUCGGUUGGCUUAACACAAUUAAUCGAUGGAACAAAUGGCAACCAACCCCGUGGAAAUCUUAUUGCCAACAAUGUGAUGCGAGAGAUUGGAAUAUUCGGCAAGCAAACUUCAGCAUACAUUCAGGCUCUCACUGCUCAAACUACUUUCUCUAACAAUGUGUUCUUCAAUGGACCUCGAGCUGGUAUUAAUUUUAAUGAUGGAUUUGGAGGAGGUCACAAUGUAGUUCAUAACCUGGGUUUCAACAUGGUUCGCGAGACUGGCGAUCAUGGACCAUUUAACUCGUGGGACAGACAACCAUAUCUCACAAAGGUGAAGGAUGGAAUGACUCCGUCUCUACAACCAGCCACUACUAAUCUGACACAGAACUUUCUCAUAAAUAACUAUCACUCUGCUUUCCCAAUAGACCAUGACGAUGGCUCUUGCUACUAUUACGACACGUACAAUUUUCUCAUUUAUGGAGGUUCCAAAAGCCACUUUGGACGCACAAAAGUGGUCAAGUACAACUUAUAUAUCUAUCCUGAUGCGGUGCACAGCUUAGUGGAGGAAAGUAUUGGAAAAACUAUAGUUAUUCCCUUCUGUGCUUUUAGUCACGGUGCCUCAAUUGAUAUUCUUGGCUGGGGUGAGAUGUGGUCUAACAAUUCCUGCAUCAUUGGAAAUCCGAACGUUUAUGAUUUCGUAAGUUGCGAUCCUGACAAGUCACUAAAAGGAAUAGUUCCAUUUACAUCAAACAACAAGUUUUACACCCCAAACAAAGACAUUUAUAUCAAGUGUAAAAACAAAAACUUCUCGCUGGCCGAGUUUCAGAGCAUGGGCUAUGACAUUGGAUCCACUGUGAGCGAUGUGGUGGACACUGACACUAUUGUAGCCUGGGGCAAAGAGAUCCUGGGCAUGUGAUGGUGCUUUUAAUAAAUAAAGUACAUUUUAAUAUUAACUUUAGCAGCACUAGAUCUAGCUACUGAAAAAAUGAUUGUAUUGUUACUUCAGAUGGCUCCACCUAUGUAAUCAUCUGUUUUAUGCACAAAAUAAUAUUGUUACAAAGUA
Molecule: messenger RNA, 5655 nt
Organism: Halichondria panicea
Lineage: Eukaryota; Metazoa; Porifera; Demospongiae; Suberitida; Halichondriidae
Exons: 4
Coding region: 55-5508 (1817 amino acids)
Source: RefSeq, a predicted model, not a curated record